CCAAGUUGUGACACAUGCCGUACAUUCGGUCCCUCCUUCGUUGGGAUGUUGCGAUUGUGAUAGUAAUUGUAAUUACAGGAUCCAUCGCCUUUUUCUCGCUUGAAAAUUCAUUUUAACUCGAACAAUGAGUCAAUAUUCAUGCAUUCCAAGACUGGUCCGUCGGCUUGGUUGGCAAGCGACAAUUGGGCAGUCGGCGGUGAUGCUUUUCGUGGCGUUUUCGUUCUUUUUAGAUGGUGGUUAACGUUUUUGGACAGACCCAUCGCGUGUGCUCCAGGAUGGUGGUGUUUCAUCGGCCUCGCCGGACGGUAUCAGGCUGGUCAUUGAGUUGGAUUUGGUCGCUGAURUCCCUUUGGAAKCACCRGAAUCGAUUGGUGCCGGGCUGGCAUCGAAGGUGUAGUUGCAAAUGGCAAUGAUGACCUGCACCCCCGCGAUGGCCAUCGUCGGCGUCAAUGGACCUCCCAGCAGGGCAUGAUCCAGCAUCCCGGUCAAGACAAUGGCUCCCGUCGUGGCCAGGGUUUUCAGAAUCGAGUCGCCGUACUUGAUGCUUAGGGCGACAAGCAGCCCCCCAGCCGCGCCCAGUGCCGAUAGCAGAAACGCCAGCCAGGACCAGCCCCCGAAAAAGCCGGCGGUCCCUCCGCCGUUUCCGGCAAUAAAGAGUAAGUAUACGGGAACGGACCCCAGCGCCAGCUGGAAAUUUCGUUCCCAUAUACCGAGCUGAAGAGGGUCCAAUUUGAUGACCUUUUCGAAGUAGAUGGACGCGAAUCCGCUCAGCAUCACCUCGGUAAGCACUGCCAAGGUCCCAAGGGCCGCAUUGCCGCCCUCCGUGGUCGACAGCGCGGAUUCUCCGUCGUCGUUUCUUCCCCAGAUCGGCUCGCUAAAGAGCAGGACACCAAGCAUGAGAGCAAUCAGUGCCCUCCACUUGGUCCACGAAUACUGGCGGCCGAGCAUAAUAGUAGAACACAUAGCGGUCGACAGGAUCUUGCACUGGGCAAAAAUAGUAAACAUGCCUGCCGAGAUGUUCCGGAGGCUGAUGAAACUCAGAAUGUUCAUCGAUCCGUAAAUGAGUGCCAGAACCAUCAUUUUUCGCGAGGUCUCCACCAGGUAGACAAGCUCCGCACGAAGCGACUUUCGCGGUGUCCUUUCUGCGCUGCUUUGUAAGCUGUCCCCCUCGGAGGCAAUAUUUUUCGAAAUCAUCCAGGUCGAAUACACGAUCUUGAUCAAU
Pseudo-nitzschia multistriata is the source of this 1222-nucleotide messenger RNA. Lineage: Eukaryota; Bacillariophyta; Bacillariophyceae; Bacillariales; Bacillariaceae. The record is from the annotation of a GenBank genome assembly.